AUGAUGGACGAGUCGAAGAAAGGAAAGACAAUAAAGUCUGCUUUUGAUAGCAGUACUUUCGACAUCAGUGUGUCUAUCCAUGUAGAUCGCAAGGUUGGGUCUGCAACAAUCUCUCCUUCUGGAAGAGAUGUCGCCCUUGCAUCUACUGAUGGACUUGAUAUAAUCGACCUCGACUCCCCUCUGACCCCUCCACGCCAUCUUAGACACGGCCUACCUUGGCUCGUUGCAGACGUGCAAUGGUCUCCAUUCGCAGCUCGAGACUACUGGGUAGUCAGCUCAGCCAAUCAGAAAGCUCUUGUAUGGAAUCUGAACAUGAACGAAGAUGCUUCCCAAGGCGCCAUUGAACACACAUUACACGGGCAUACCAGGGCCAUAACAGAUAUCAAUUUCUCGGCUCAUCACCCUGACAUCCUGGCUACUUGUGCUGUGGAUGGAUAUGUGCACUGUUGGGAUCUGAGACGACCAAGACAACCUGUCUUGACGUUCUGCGACUGGUUUGCUGGGGCUACACAAGUCAAAUACAAUCGUCAAGACUCUCACAUACUAGCUUCGUCACACGACCGGUGGCUGAGGAUUUGGGAUGAUCGUAAAGGAGCAGCACCUCUCAGAUCUAUCAAUGCGCACGAUUCGAAGAUUUACGGCGUUGAUUGGAAUCGAACAAGAUCUACGGGAGUGGUUACUUGCUCGUUAGACAAGAGUAUCAAGUUCUGGGAUUAUGGCAACGACCUUGACGAACCAGAGCGCAUCAUAAGAACCGACUUCCCAGUAUGGCGAGCACGACAUACCCCAUUUGGCUGGGGUUUGCUAGCUAUGCCUCAAGAUACUCCGGGUAAUCUCCAUCUCUACGAGCGCCGACUGAAAGAGGGCGACGAGAAAGAUUCAUUCACACCAACAGUGGCCACUUUUCCAGGUCAUGGCAAUCAUAAAGUGAAAGAAUUUCUGUGGAGGCCUAGAGGCGGUAUAACAGAGGAGGGCGUUGACAAUCGAGAAUUUCAGCUCGUGUCCUGGGGCGAAGACAACCAGUUACGCCUACAGAAAGUCGAUGCCGAUACUCUCGAAGGUGUUGGCUAUGUGAAAGGUAGCCAGGUCCGUAGGAAACUCAAUGUGACGCGGAAAGGCGCCGUAUACAAGACCUUCCGUACAGUAGAGACCCCUUCCGCUGAGAAGAAAGCACCCACCAUCACCGGACCGCGUCCCGGGAGUUCGGGGCUCAAAGUCAGUGGCUUGAGUGCUGGGAUGAAAAAGAUGCAUCUUCCGCAUGCCGCCAAAACUCACAUGUUGAUACGAGCGCCUGCAAUGAAAAUCAAGGACAAGUCUGCAAAACAAGAUGAUCAAAAUCAAAAGCAGAUUGAUUGGAUGAGUGGCAUCAAGUUUACAAAGCAUGAAAAUGGCCCAGUCCAGCAGAAGAGACCGAAUUCCAGACGCCUGUCGCUUCUUAACCCAGAUUUCGAAGCAGAUAGCGAGUGGGACUCGCCCGAAAACCUCCAAGACGAGAUUAUACGCAUACAUGACCAGCUUCCCAAGAUCACAUUCGAAGAUGUAGACAUGGACAAGAGGACAGUAAUUGCGUCCAUGAAUGGGCCUUGGGGUGAAAUGGGCAGCUCGAUCUACGUCAAAGUCACAAUAACUUUUCCGGAGCAAUAUCCCGAGACCAAGGCACCUAGCUUUGCAAUAGGCAAGACUUCGCUCAUGUCAGAUGAAAUCUAUAGCAAGUUGAAGCGAGAAAUACAGCAGAUAGCAGCUGGCUUCGUGUCUCGUCGGCAAGGAUGUCUCGAUGCAACACUUUGCUAUCUCCUAGGCGAAGUAGACUUGGAAACGAGCACUACGUUUUUCAAAGAUGUUGAGGAUCUCGAUGACAUAGAUGCUUUAGCGGAUGAGAGUUCGAGUGACGACGAGGAUGACGAUAUUCCAGCUGGAGCUUCGGCAAUGAUGUCUCAGGAGCUUGACACAAGUGCUACGGAGAACAUGUUAGCACCCGGAAAUCGCAAUGCCAAUGUACCGCUUCCGAGAAAAUGCGGUGCCAGAUUUUCCCCUAGUGGUAAAUUGGUAUGCUUCUUCCCGCCCAAAGAGGACAAAGUAAAAUCACUUUUCGAGACUUGGGCGUCAAAGAAUAGCGUUCGGCCCAAGAGACAAUCGUUAUUCCAAAGCUUUGGCCGCCUUCACAACAACACAUCUCCCGUUCCUCGUGGGAAGUCCAUGUCGCUCAUGUCAGAGAGCAGAAGUGAUUCAGAUGCAUCUGAUGAUUCUGACGUCUCGUUGUCUAGCGACUCUGAUUCUUCACAAUUUCGUAUUGAGAGAUUUCCUAUGUCAGACUACUUUCGCCGUGCAGGUCGUCGACCUUAUCGCACUGGCUCUCCCACCAUUCAAUCCCAAAAAUCCAGUGCUGCAGGGACUGGAACGGGGACCGGCACAGGAACUGGAACAGGUCUGGGCAGGGCUAGAUCUUCUAAGCCGAAGAACAUUGUCUCCAUUCAUUUCAUGGACGACCUUUUGCCGUCUAAGAAGGGCCUGGCACAGGAUUAUGCGAUAUUUGGAGAUGGGCCAGAUGUUUGUGAAACGAACGCUAGCGCCGCCGAAAAGCAUGGCUACAAAGAUCUAGCUGACGUGUGGAGAUAUGCUGCUAUGCUGCUUCACAACGAAGUGCCACUUGAAGUCCUUGAUCAAUCUCAUCGCCGUGAGCCGAUUUUGGUCAUAGCAAAGGAUGCAAUCAAGCGCAAUCGCAGCGACAGUGGCUCCGAUAGUGCAAUAGAUCUUUCGUAUGAUGCCCAAGGUCAGUCGAACAGCUUAUCCGGCAGAGUGAAAUGGGGAACGAGUCCACUUGCCAAGCAGCUUAUUAGCGACUUGUUCGCACACUUUGAGAAUCUUGCAGAUAUCCAGAUGCUGGCUAUGCUAUCAUGUGUAUUCAGUGAGCCACUUGCCAAAGAUGCAGCAUCAGUUGCAGAUCUCCACAUGAGUCAACCGCAGACACCCCUAUCUAUGAAGACGCCAGCUUUUUCAUUGGAUUAUUUCCCAACUGAUGCUGCCGCAUGGAGCAUGUAUCAACGCACCCCAUUGCACUCUGUUGCGUCCACGCCAAAGUUUGGUCAUCCCUCCUCUGGCUUAUAUGGCUCAGUUGGCUCCUCGAACGGCGCUUGGGGCAGCGAUCCUGCAUCUGCUUCAUACUCUUGUGGAGAGACGCCUCCUCUGAGAUCGAAUCGUGCUAGUUCUGAACAUCUCGAUCGACAUACUCAAAGCCUAUCGACUUCGCCAGACAAUCCCCGCAGCUUCCGUCGUGCGAAUUCUGGAAUCGCUUCUAGCUUUGCAGCUCUGUCUCGACCCUUCUCCAUCACCUCGUCAUCAUCCCCACCAAAUCCUCCGCCAAACAGAAAGCGUCCAAGUCCUGUGGAGAAUAUGUUGAACUCGUUGGCUCCGAGUACGAUCACUUGGGGCAACACGACGGUCCUUGGAAGCGUCAAAGAACAAGAUUAUAUGGACAGGUCUUCAAUGUCAGAUGACGAGGCCUCAAAGGAUGACUGGAAACCUACUAUCUGCACUGGCAUUAGCUUGAUCAUCGAGAAUCAGAACAAUUUUGACGAUGAGGGCUGCAUGAGCACAUCCUUACUAGACACUGAAUACUCGACACUCUACGCAAAUUAUCGAAGGUCGUACGCUGAGUUGCUUUACAUUUGGGGUCACCCGCUCGCACGGCUUGAGAUCCUGAAAUUCAAUGGCCUCAAAGAUUAUUUCACUUCAGAACCUGACGUCCCUGAUAACAAGUCCUUCGCUGCUUCUAUACGCUCCACGGACUCUCGGAAUUCGACUCACGAACCAUCUCCCCCAUCGCCUAUCAUCUUAGGCAAAAAGGAUCCGUUUGCUUUACCAUGCAAUGGUGACCAGGGACUGGAUGUGGCAGGAUAUUGUCUAAGACACGAGUCUCGUCUCGAUCCGUUGCCAAAUAGCUCAGCUGGAGGCGCCGCAGGUCGAUGUGAAAGAUGCAAGACUAUUCAACGACAGCUUCGCUGUACAAUAUGCAUGGAACCUCUUAGUGGCCUCUUCGUGCCUUGCUUGUCUUGCGGAUGCGCAACACAUGAAGAGUGUCUGUCCGAAUACCACUCGCUCGGCAAUACUGACUGUCCAGGUGGUUGCGACUGUGAUUGUGGCGAUAAGGCGAGCGUUGGUGUGGUGGAAAGCUGGGAGGUCAUGAUGGGAGAAAUCGAGCGUUUGAGAAUGCUCGAUUCUAAGCAAGGCUCAAAGGGAAAGGAGAAGCAAGCCCUUGAGGACUGGCAUGGCGAGGAGAGAGCUGAAUGGGAAGAUAUCAAUAUUCUGACCACGGGGCUGGGACGAGGAUAUUCUACCCUCAAUAAAACAUUAGGUCAGAUGCGCAGUCGAGACUGGACUCUUGCCGGUAGCAAGCAUAGGCCCAGCAGUCUGAGGAAAGAAGAGAUCUUUUGA
Mollisia scopiformis is the source of this 4431-nucleotide messenger RNA. RefSeq lists its product as uncharacterized. NCBI's taxonomy places the organism in Eukaryota, Fungi, Ascomycota, Leotiomycetes, Helotiales, Mollisiaceae. The coding region runs from base 1 to 4431 and encodes 1476 amino acids. The record is from RefSeq and is a predicted model, not a curated record. Gene Ontology annotation, molecular function: protein binding. The transcript is spliced from 2 exons.